ACACCAGUCAGUUUGUACUCAGAUACAGAGGAUCCUGACUUUACACCUGGAACAGUGAUCAUCCUAAGAAUGACUCCAACUUAACUUGUAAGAACAGGCCUAGACUCGUUUGCAGCGUGGCAUUUUACAGCUGACUGACUUCCUAUUUUUGUGCUUCCGUCGAACACAAAACAUUUGUUUUCACCAGUGGGUGACGGCAAUGGUGUCAAGAGGUGUGGUUUAUGAAGAUGAACCCAAAUGCAGACAGGAGGGCAGGAACUGCCCGGUGAUUUACAAAAUGUUCAUGAAAAAAAAGGAAAAACCCACUGCAUGGCACAAGGAGAAUGAGACAUGGAUCAUGGGUAAAAAACAAUAGAGCAAAGAAGAAGAACCGGGCAUGGAAACUGAUCUGUAAAAGAACAGAGCAAAGAGAAUGAUCAAAAUAGAGACAAAAGAAAAUCAAAACCCAAACAACUCGAGAUCGUGACAAAGAGGUCAUGAUUCCUACAUUAUCCACGAUCACAUUUACAUUUUUCCGCAUUUAUUUAGUAAUUUUUACAAGUAGUAAGAGGCAAAACAGCUAUAUUUGAAGUGAUUUGUAUGUGUUUAUACAGAAUUUUAAUAUUGAAAACUACUUUAAGACCUAGUUGGAAAUAAUCUGAUCUGUGUACGUUGUACUUUUUUUGGCUGUUAUCGCGAUGCCACCGGGGUAUAAUUUAUAUAUUUCAUCUUAACUUAAAAAAAAACAAACUAUUAUUUUAUUUAAGCUGAGUAAAAAGUGAAAUCAGUGUUGGCCUGCGACCACACUUUAAGAAUGGUACAAAUUUGGUCUGCCAACACAGGCAGUUGAUGCUGAAAAAAAUGUUUUUGCUAUUUUCUUUGGGUGAAAAUCUGACUGUGGUGAUUGCCCUCCUUGGUGAAAUUCUUUAAGUGGUGCAAACAAGAAAAAAAAAACAAAAUACUAGUAUUUUAUAAACCACACUUUUUACUUUUAUUUUAAUUUCAUGUAAGGUUUCUUGUUCUUUUACAUUUUUACGUUCGGCAUUUUGGUCAGUGCUUGCUGUUUUCAACAGUGCUUUACCUACAAAGCUUACUUGGCUUGGUAAAAAGGUGCCACAAACAUCCAGUGAGUUAUUUGAAAGAAGACUUGCUUACACCCAUUCAUUAAACUUGGCUAAAUAAAGUGUGUUUUUGAAGAAAGUGUGACCCAUAUCCCAUUGUUGUUGCUGAGUGUAAUGAAGGUCUACUUUACUAUUAUUGAGACACAUUUAAAUGUCAAUUUGUUUGCAUUAAAUGAAAUAAUACUGAAGCAUUUUUAUUGCUGUUGUUUGUAGUUGUGCUCUGGCAGCUUCUUCUUGGCUAUCGCUGUAGAAGGCCAGUCCUGUAAACAAACAAAUGGAUAACAAGUAGUGGUGUGUCCUUCUGUGUCGAGGCUUCGAAGCAUGAGUUCAGUAAUCCAGGGAGAUUUUUAUGAAGCUUGUAUCGAGGCUUGUGUUCAUGUAAGUGGUGACGUUCGAGUUCAAUUCCCCUGUCACAUUUUGUUGUCUUGGGAUUGUAUUGUGGGUGCCUAGCAAUCUAUUUGAGUGUUUGUUUUUUUGCUUUGGAAUCAGCAAGAAAGAGGAGAGUAUUGGAACUGACAGAAGGAUGUUUAUCCAAAUGUAUAUAUUAACCAUAGCUUUUCUGCCUCCCUUGCUUCAUCUGUGUCCUGUGAAAGCGUGAUUUCUAAAUCAUUUUGAAUACAUGUUCCCUGGUGGUCUAGGGGUUAAGGUUCGGCGCUUUGCCCUCGGAAUACAGCAUUCCAAAUCUAUUUUGAAAAAGAAAUUAUUAAUCUCAAUGAGGCUUUAUCUGAUUAAUUAAAAGGUCAUUAUUAUAAGCAGGUUACAAAGUACGACCAGCAAAUUCACGUCAAAACCUUCUCCCCUAUCUCUCUACACGGUACCCUUUGAUCCAGGCAUUGUAUUGCAAAUAGAGACUAAGAUUAUAUUGAGACCAUAUUCAGAAUUUAUUUAUUGGCAUCACAAACACCGUUGUUCUUUUUAUUGUGAUGGCCCCCUCCUGUCUACUAGGUAUCUCUGUCUCAUUUUCAAUCAGGAAGCAGUUGGAUGGCUUGGCUGCCUAAUUGAAUACACUGGGCUGGCUUUCAGCCAGUUACGACCCUGCUUGGUUUGGCUUCCAGAUUAGACCUGGUUGCAGCGGGCAGCAGUGCUUGUGCACUCAUUCCUCAGACUGGCUGUUGUUGAUCCUCACAUAGUUUUUUUUCUUAAUAAAUUAUUUUUCUCAUCGAUCUGCUCUUCUGUUUCCCAUUUUUGUCAUAGCCUGUGAGCCGGGCGUGACAUUAUUUAAUUUGAAGCUUCACAGCCCUGUCAUUUUGAUCACUCUGCCUGUUUUACAUUUAUUGUCCACUCGAUGGCAUAGUAGAGCAAAUAAAGCAUCAUGGCGCUUCGGCUUAUUAGUCGAAAGCUUCAGCUCUUCACGAGACAUCAUCUCGCUAUCACUAAUAACAAGUACUACUUUAAUCUUGGAAAUGAGUUGUUUAAGACUGAUGUUUUAAAGUGUAUUGUAGUAGUUGUUGUACAGGUGACUUACCUGUCUCUUCCUCUGCAGGGUGUUCAGGCUGAAAGAUAUCCCCCAGGGUCCUGAUCACCUUUUAAAGGUUCUUGAAGAGAACAUUUAUGGAUUGAGAAGCGGGGAAAGUAAACUUUGCACUUUAGGAUUUAGCAUCAUAGAUUUAAAUCUGGAAAUGGAAAAGUGUUUUUAGAUAUUUUAGUGAAAGAUAAUGUUUUUUUGAAGGUUUUGACAUUUUAGCCAUUUUGUAGAUAUUUGUUAGUGUAAAUAUGUUGUGUUUACUCUGUUUAUAAUUAGGUCUUGGAGAAUGUAGUGGGCUAUAAAAGGCAGCCAGUUAAGAUCAUUGUAAGCUGCUGCUGAGAUCUUGUGUGACCUACUAAACAGGACUCUCUUCCUGUUUGUGUACCUGCUCAAUGUGAGUGAAUAAAUACUUGGUUGGUCUGCACCUCAUCUUUACCUCAAACCUGCUGCUUAAUCCAGCUGCUAAAGGCCAUUCUAACACCGAGAAUAGAAUAAAAGAAAUUCUAGAAAACAAUCAAUCCAAAAACCCUAUUUUCAACUAAAUCAGACUUUUGUUUGUUUCAUUCAAAUAAAAAAAAUAACAAAAAAUGCUCUGCGUUUUCAUAAAAAAAAAUAAAAAAAAUUUGUGGCCGACAAUUACUUUUGACCUAAUGAUUCUGGCCCACAAAACAAAGAGUUUUGUCAGUGGCAAUAAGUCAACACAUAUUAUGUCCUGAGGAGCUGUAGCAGGAACCAAACACAGACAAGAAGAUGGCAAACUCAUGAAGGGUGAUUUAUUUAUUUUUGCGGUACUAGUGGCCUUUAUUUUUGUUAUUUUCCCAAAGUAGGUAGACAGGAAGAGGGGUGGAGAGAGGGGGAAGACAUGCAGCAGAGGUUUCUGGGGUCAGGACUGCAUUGAGGACUAAGGCCUCUGUAUCUGCGCCGCGCACUCUACCACAAUGCCACACACCCCGCCCCACGAAGGGUGAUUUAUCAGGAAGAAAAGGCUGGAGACACAAAGGUAAAACAAUGGAGGAAAUAGGAGAUAAAGGCUGACAGACAGAAUACACCGAGAACCACAGAAGCAUAGACACAGAAACUUGUAAGGCACGCAACCCAGAAACACAACCGAUCAGGAUUCCAAAGAAAAGGCAACAAAGAAACACGGAAACAGGAGUUACAGAAAAACAUAAAGUAGAACAUCAAGGAAAGAUAAAUAAAACAGAAAUUUGCCUCAACAGAGAAUAACUUCAACUAAAGAUUGCAACCCAGAGCAAGUGACAAAUAAAAAUAAAAAAUAAAAACACAAAACCACAGAUCAAAAGAUCAUUACAAAUUUGUGUAAAUAGAAAGGAAAAUAAUACAUGGUUUGCAAAAUGUUUUACAAAUAGAAAUCUGAAAUGUGUGGUUGGCAUUUGUAUUAAACCCCCUCCCUCUCUUGAUUUAAAACUUUGUAGAACCACCUUUUGCUAUAUUUACAGUUGAUAUAAUGGGGUAUAAAUGUAUCAGCUUUGCAUAUCUGGACACAAAAUUGUUUGCCCAUUCUCCUGUCUGGCAGUGUAGCUCUCAGAAUUGUUGUCUGAGUGCCAAAACUAAGCUCAACAGAUGUGACAAGUGGAGCAUUACAGCUUUCGCAAUAUUGUUCCUCUUGAUAUAUAUGUAAAAAAACUAUUGCUUUGGGAUUAUUUCAAAUGCAAAAGACAUGGAAAUGAAAAGGAAAAAAGAAUAAAGACAUGGACAGAGGUGGGGCAAAAAGUUAAAAGCGAGAGAAGAUAAGAAUAGAGGAGAGAAAAGAAGGAUGAAGAGAAUACAUGAUAACAGCAUAGAAGUCUGCUUCUACACCUGCAGAAAGAGAGAGAGAACGCAGGAAAAAACACAAAACACCGGGACAAAUGUUAAACGCAUAUUUAACAAUAACAAAUUACUGAAAAGUACACGGUACUAAAUAAUACAAGGUGUAUUUAGUAGCAACCACACAUCAAUAUAGAGUAUUUCUGUGUAUCUGCAAACACCUGAAUCCAAACAUCUGUAGGUGUAUGUGUGAGCACACUUGUGUAUAUAAGGUCUCUCCAUAAGAAUAUUCAAUAGCAGGCAUGAGGAGCCACAGACCUGCCCCCAAGGACCCCAGAGAGAGAUUUUAGCCACAGAGAUCCAAAGGUCCCCCAGAGCCCAGGAACCCAGGGACAACCUCCCCAACCACCCCAGAGAAUAGAAGAUUACAGCCCCGGAGUAACCACCUAGCAGCCACAGUGCAGAAGCCACAGGGAGCUGCAGCGAAGAGCCCACAGGCACUGUCGGCAGCCGGCUAUGCUGGAGCAGAUCCAGCAAAGGACCUAGAUCUGACUCCCAAGGGCACACAACCCCCCAAGCAGAGGCUCGACAGAGCCAGGGGACCCAUGCCCUGCCUAGCAGCCACCAGGAGUGAGCCGGCACACACCUGAGCACCCAUCCCCAGACACCGAGAACCUACAUGUCAAAGAUGUCAAGAACUUUGCAUUUCAAAACAUGUCACAUAUUCUCAAUUGGAUCUUGGUCUGGACUUUGACUACACCAUUUCAUCACAUCACUAUGCUUUGAUCUAAACACAAGCUCUGACAUUAUGGUUAGGGCCUUUGGUAUAUUGGAAGGUGAACUUCCACCCCAGUCUCAAGUCUCUUGGCUGCUUCUCUCAAUGGUCUUUCUAAUUCCCAUUAAGCAUGUUCAGACACCAGUGGUUUCCGCAAACAAAUUUAUUAAAAAUCAACAUGUAAAAACUGAAGAAAACACAUAGACAAAACAACAAUUAUCUCUUAAGAAAAAUUAAACACAAAACUCAAUAUUAAACGCUUGUACAUGUAUUAGAAAACAAACUAAAGAUAUAAGACAUAAACAUACCUCGUUGGAUGUGUGCUACCAAAGGAAUUAGGCUUGUUUCUUCAUUUCAGAUUCCUGUUGUCUUUAACUAUAAUCCCUUCGUACUUGAUGCUAAUCUUUCAGCAUUGCAUCUGUCUGACUUCUUCUGGUUGCUUUUCGCAUACUUGAAUUCAACGCCAUCUGAAGGAGGUGUGUAAUACUUUAUGUAAUAAAACAAAGCACAAGCCAAAUGAACAUGAAGCAUAAAAUAAAAUGCGUGGCCCAGCAAAAAGCAUAGUCAUGCCUGAGUAGUUUUACAUUAGCUUAACUAUCAUGCACUCCUUUGUGUUAGUCUCUCAAAUGAAAUCCAAGUAAAUACAUUGAGGUUUGUGGUUGUGGCAUGGCACAAAGUGAAAUAGUUGGUAUGGAUACUUUAUGUAACAUUCUGUAGUUUAUGGUUUACUCAGUGGCUUAAACUGUAAAAAUCUGCCCUUUAGGCAUGGCCACAUCCAGCGAUUUCCUGUCUGAGAAUCAGUUCUGCUGCUCCAUUUGUCUGGACAUCUUCACUGAGCCUGUUUCUACUCCAUGUGGACACACCUUCUGCAAGACCUGUCUGGCUAGGCACUGGUCCGGGAAGCAAGAAUGUCAUUGUCCUUUGUGCAAAAAGAAGUUCAGCAAAGACCUCAAAUUAUCCGUCAACACCACUUUCAGGGAGGUUGUGGAGAAUUUUAAGAAACAUCACGUGACAGCUGACGCUACAUCCUCAGUGAAACCUGGGGAGGUGUCAUGUGACAUUUGCCCAGCGAACAAGCUCAAAGCUUCAAAAACCUGCUUGGUGUGCUUAGCUUCUUUUUGUGACAAACAUUUGGAGUCUCACCUGAGAGUGGCUGCCUUGCAAAGACACAAACUGUCAAAUCCUGUUUCCAACCUGGAGGAGAGAAUUUGCAGGGAACACAACCGGAUUUUUGAGUUUCUCUGUUUGAAUGAUAACAUUCAUUUUUGUGCCCUGUGCACAGAACAUACUGGUCAUGACACAAUUAAUUUGAAUGAAACACAUGUACACCUACCUCACAUCAAGAGGAGGAAUGGGAAUGUACAGAAAACUAAUAAAAAGAAUGAAAGGGUACAGAGUAAAAAGAAGGCUAAAGGUGAAAGAGCAGAGAAUGUGAAUACUCAUCAAACGACAGCCCCACAUCAUUUGAAUGGAUAUAACUGCAUGUUUGAUCAUCUCGGUAUCAUCACAGGAAAAGCUAUUUAUGAGUUUCAAGUCCACAGAAGUGUUGGUUGUGAUUUAGCAGCAGUUAGAGCGUCAACUUUAGGAACAAUGACUUUCCCAUCGAACUGGGAUGGAUGCUGCAUUUUGAGAUUUACGCUUAGGAGGAACACUAAGAAAAUACUCCUGCUUGUAGAUUAUGAUAAUGGCCUUGUACUUUUCCUUGAUCCAGAUAAUGACAUCUGGAUGUAUCAACUUACAGGCCGUCCUUUCAAUGAGCCAAUUUUACUGUGCUUCAUCCCCAGCCAACAUAAACUUUUAAGCUGGGUGCAGAGCUUAAAAAGAAGAAUUCAGAAGAUACCAGGUCAUGUAGAUCCUUUCUGCUUUUGGCUUGGUUUUUUUGUGAUUCUUUACAUCUUAGGUUUGCUUUUAAGCUUGCCAAGUUAAACCAACUUUAGAUGGGGAUUUCCUGAGACUAGACAUAAACAAGCUAUAUAUGCAGUAUGUCAUCAGAUCAAUAACCUGAGUCAUACAUUUUGAAAUACUUAUAUCAUUUAAGGUUUGCAUUUAAUAAAUUUUUUUCUUUUUCAUGUAUUUUAUUUCUGUUCAUUUUUGAGUACCUGUGUAUGUUAAAGAAGUAAUCUACAGUAUAUACACAGUUGAAGUAAAAUACAAAUCCCUCUUUUUAUGGGGUUUUAUGGGAGUGGUAUGUACUAUUGUACUGUAUACAUAAAAUUCUGUUGGUUAAAAAACAUCGGUCUUGAAAGUUUGUGCAUUGUGUAACAAGAUUAUAUGGCUUUUAAUAUAGUAAAUAUGUGCAAUGUAUUAUGUUUCUGGGACUUUGCAUUGCUGCUUAUAAUGGUGAAUGACAUGCAUGCUCAGUAUGAGGGAUUCCUGCAAAGUCAACGCCAGUCACUGUCCACUGUCUCUACAUGCUCAUCCGGGAGGAGGGAAUGCUGCAAGUCACUGACUGGAUGCAAUCUGCUGGGUUUCCUUAGACAGAAAAACUUUUUAUCCCAUUUGAAUAAAAAGCUAACUCCGACUGCACUGUUCAAUUGUAAGGAUUAAUUGGAGUGUAUGGACCUGACUGUUGUGAAGUGCCUUGAGACAACAUGUGUUGUGAAUUGGCGCUAUAUAAAUAAAACUGAAUUGAAUUGAA
Messenger RNA from Girardinichthys multiradiatus, 7748 nucleotides. RefSeq names its product E3 ubiquitin/ISG15 ligase TRIM25-like. Bases 5876 to 7036 code for a protein of 386 amino acids. Gene Ontology annotation, biological process: protein ubiquitination. Gene Ontology annotation, molecular function: ubiquitin-protein transferase activity. The transcript has 2 exons. Lineage: Eukaryota; Metazoa; Chordata; Actinopteri; Cyprinodontiformes; Goodeidae. The record is from RefSeq and is a predicted model, not a curated record.